AUGUGCCAUGAAAAUCCAAGCUGGACAAAGUCACUUCCGAUUAUUCUACUUGGUUUACGCACAACCUUGCGAGAUGACUGUCAAGCCACCCCAGCAGAACUCAUGUAUGAUGAAAAUAUAAAACUACCAUAUGAUUUUUUUGAACAUUCAAACAUUGAAGCGCAAUCAGAAUUCAUUCACAAUUUAAAAAGCACCAUGGAAAAAUUAAAACCCGUCCCAUUUCGUCAUCACUCGAAGCAGAAACCAUUUAUAUUCAAAGAUUUAAAAACUUGCUCACACGUAUUUGUCCGUACUGACAGUGUUCGACAUAGUUUGCAACAACCCUAUCAUAGACCCUAUAAAGUUUCAAAGAGAACCGAUAAAAUGUUCACUGUUAAAAUGAGGCAAAAAGAAGUUAAUGUAUCGAUAGAUAGAAUAAAGCCCUAUUUUUCGGACAUUUCUACAGAAUCACCUUUACUGGUUGAAAAGAAUUUUGGGCCUGUUUCAUCGUCUACAAUUUCUGCUACAGAGCAAAGCAACGGAAACAAAAGAGUGAAGCUUGUUAUUCCACCCCAAGUGACUAGAUCUGGACGAACUGUGCGCAUUCCAGCACGUUACACAUGA
Molecule: messenger RNA, 603 nt
Organism: Parasteatoda tepidariorum (common house spider)
Lineage: Eukaryota; Metazoa; Arthropoda; Arachnida; Araneae; Theridiidae
Source: RefSeq, a predicted model, not a curated record